AUGCAGUCAACGAUUGCGACCUCGAGUGCUACGACUUCUAUGCUUGCUGUCGAAUCAGCGCCAGCACAAGGUGCUCUCGAUUCUGCAGGUGCUGGCAUCGUGGGAGGUUACACAGGCAACUCUCUCAACCUCAAGAUUACCCUUGCCUUCCUUUUGGGGCUCGCGCUGUAUAAUGCAGUGGAGCUUCUUGUCCUUAUCUUAGUUACGUUCCAGCGAUUUCGUGGUGUGUACUUUUGGAGCCUUGUUAUUUCUGCGUUUGGUGUCAUCUUCUAUGCGCUAGGGUUCUUGAUUAAAUUCUUUCGAGUAUUGGAUCCGAACCAGGAUGUAGGCUAUGUCGCCGUCGUAAUGCUUACUUUUGGAUGGUAUGCUAUGGUCACAGGUCAAUCCGUGGUUUUAUGGUCUCGACUCCACCUUGUUACUGCCUCGCGUCGCCUUACUCGCUGGACACUCUACAUGAUCAUCAUCAACGGCGUACUUCUACACUCCACCACGACCGUCCUAACGUUUGGCUCGAACUCGAACUCGCUAUCUGAUACCAGACUCGCACGCUUUGUUCAUGGUUAUUCCAUUAUGGAAAAGAUCCAGAUGGUCGGCUUCUUUGUCCAGGAGUUUAUCCUCUCAGCAGUUUACAUUCGCGAAACGAUACGUUUACUUCGCCUUUCGGAGUCCGUGCAAGAUGAGGGGCGGAGAUUGGAUGAUGGAACUACAGAACAUGGGCACUUGAAGAAUGCAAGCGUAAGGAAAACGAUGUAUCAACUUCUGGCCAUCAACGUUUUGAUCAUCAUCUUGGACCUGUCAAUCCUCAGCGUGGAGUUCGCGAAUCUCUACCUCAUAGAAACUUCGUUAAAAGGUGCUGUGUAUUCGAUCAAGUUGAAACUGGAAUUUUCUGUACUUGGAAAGCUUGUUCAGCUUGUACGAGUUCGUUCAACAUCGAACAAUAGUGUCAGUCAGCGACUCAAGCAUGAACAAAGAGGGAAUUCCACAGGCUUGACUUUAGAAAAGACAAAUUCCGGGAAGGUUAGCAGUGUGAUGCCUCGGGGAAAUGCUACUGCACCUGGAAACGGCAGUCUUUGGGGUGUUAGUAACAGUACGGACACUACGCAUUUUCCAGACUUCGUGGACCCGAGUCGGAUCAGUUCCGAUAUAACGCACGCAAAGCUGAUGUCACCAGCGAGAGCAGCUGGAGAUGAUGGAUGGGAAACACGUCACGAUGAGAAUAGAGAAAAAUGGAAGAGAAGGACAAUGAGCAAGCGCGGAAGCUGGAUUGAUCAAGAAAUGGACAAGCACAACAUCGGGUGA
This is a messenger RNA of Dothidotthia symphoricarpi CBS 119687, 1299 nucleotides long. RefSeq lists its product as uncharacterized. Lineage: Eukaryota; Fungi; Ascomycota; Dothideomycetes; Pleosporales; Dothidotthiaceae. The record is from RefSeq and is a predicted model, not a curated record. The transcript is spliced from 3 exons. The coding region runs from base 1 to 1299 and encodes 432 amino acids.